UCCACUGCACGAUGAAAUAUUCUCAACGUUUGAAAACUAAAUGAAGCUAGAUUCAGAUUAUUUAGACUGGCAGGUGUUUUGCAUUCAUGGCUCAUGGCGGCUCACCAGUCGUUGUGAGUGGAGGAACUAUUUUAAACCGUUUUCUAGCGUUCUUAGAGCGACUUUCCCUUGAAAUUGAACAAGACCAGCUCGACGGUUUGAAGUUCUUACUUCAGCGAAAAAUUCCACUGGGAAUUUUGGAGAAGUGCCUCACUGCAAGGCAACUGUUUACUCGGAUGAUGCACCAUUCUCUCUUAGGAGAAGAUAACUUGGAGAUCCUGGAGCAACUUUUCAAGGAAAUUCGAAGAUCUGAUCUUGCAGAACGUGUCAGAGUUUUUAAGCAGUCUUCUGUGGACAUGGAGACGGAGUUACCAGCAAUGGAGAUAGCUUGCUUUGGCAUUGGUUUACAAAGAACAGACCACAAUGUGAAAGAUGCAAAGGACAAACUGGUGAUUAGCAUGAAUGCUUCUUUAGGUAUCAAUCCUUCAGAAAUACGCCUUAUAGGAAAUGAAGAAUUGAGCGACAGUUGGUUUAACUUAACCUUUGAAAUACCGAACAAAAAGGAGGUGUUGGACAAACUUCGCUGGGCUGCCAUUUAUAAGGAAUCUUGGCUUGGCCUUUGUGGAGUCAAAUCAGUGACAAUUGGCGAUGAGUCUCAAAUCUUAAUGCAGCCAAUUACACGCUCACUAUCACUGACCAUCCAGGCUGGUACAGUGUGCUGUCAUAAUGACAAAAACCUGGACCUGAUCCUGGUGGCAGAUUGUGCCAUAUCAAACCCUGUCUUGUUAGGGCACUUAAAGACUCAGCUGUGCCAUCUUGUCAGUGACAUCUUCAGAAAAGGUUUUCAUCUCCGACUGGCAUUAAUUUGUUACCAAAACCACCAGAAACAUGCCCGGGGUGGCAUGCGAUCUGGUAAUCCCCUGAUCAACAGUACAGUGCACACCCAGAAUUUUACUGAAAACAGAGAAGAAAUGAAGAACUCCAUAAAGAACCUGCGUUGUUUUGGAAAGAAAGGUACAACUAAAGGGCUGGCUGAUGGACUAGCAGCAGCACUGCGUCUUAGUGAAGCUGAUGUUAACCCUAAUGGUUCCAAGUGUCGUAGUGAUGCCAUCAAAAUCUGUAUAUUACUACCCAUGAUGGAUGGGAGGGCAACCCUUGAAAUCUACAGAUGUGAACACGGCCAUGAUGUGAUGAAACUGUGCAGACAACUUACAGAGAAUGCUGUAACUCUUUACACAGUGACUGUGGCCACAUCCCAGCCAGUUCCAAACUAUCUUGCAGAUCACCCAGCAUUUGCGUUAAUGGCAGACUUUUUUACUGGAAUUUCCUACAUGACAGGUGGCCAAUACAUUCAGAUACAGAAUAUCAAACUUAUUUCUGAGGUUAUCAUGUAUGCAAUUGAUGAGGAUGUUUCUAUGGAACAGCUUUUUGGUACAGCAUAUGACAUUAUCAUGGAGCAAAUCAGAAAGCCAGACAGUAAAGACAUCAACCUACAAGAAUUGGCAAAUGUGCUUGAACAGGCACUCAAUCAGAGAUUUUGUCGUGUAAGCCUCAUACUACUCAAUAGAUUGACCAUUGGACCAAGAUCUAAGUUAGCAAAGAUGUUUUCGCUGGAUGAAAACAUUGAUGGUGCUUGCACAACUUUUCAGUUUGCUCUGGCCAGAAUACAGCAGUCUAGUAUUGCCACUGCACCAGGAACACCAAGAGAUGUUGACAUGGAAGUGGAAGAACCACAAACACCUAGUCCUCAAGUUUCGUUAUCGACUAAUCAUGAAAUAACCAUGGAUGUUUCAGAGAGAAUGGUGCGGAAAGUUGGCCUUCGUAAAGCUCACCACUGGCCAAGAUGAACAUAAAAAUGUCAACUACGAAAAGAUGACAGUUUAAACCAUUCACAUCUAGGACAUAGAUUUGCAAAAGUAGAAUUUCAUGGUUGCUUCAUUCACAACCUGACAAACAGCACAUUGUAUUUAAGUCAUGGACUGAAAGUAACCCUCUGUGGCUAAAUCAUGACAAGCAGAAACUAGAAUUAAUGUCUGCAAAUGUGCAUGGAAAAUGUGUGCCUUGAUCCUUGGUAUAAAGAUGUUUGUGAUUAAAAAUUUGUAGUAAUAAUAUUUUUGAUACAACUGUUCAAUAAUAUCCUUAUUUCUCAAGAAAGAAACUGUUUUAAAUUCAUCAAGGGUCUUACUGUUUGACUUAAUUGAUGUAAAGAUUUUUUGGUUUAUAGAAAUCUUUAAUAGUGUUUGGAAAAAGUAUAGAUCUCAAGACUUUGACACUAUACUCGCUGCUUGAUAUUAAUUAAUAUUACUCCCAUGUGAAGGUAACAGUAGAUAAUUAUUUCUCGACAAAUGUAUUAAUGGUUAAUAAUGUAAUUUAAACGUUCGUAGGUUAGUAUUUAAAACACUGAGCAGUCAGUGCAGUUGCCUGAAUGUGAUCUACAGACUCAGUCUAAAAUUGAAUAGCUUAUGAAUACGAAGUGCAAAAUUUAGAAAAAACUGUAUAUCUGUGACAUAAUUUGUUGAAAAACGCUGAAUAUUAUUCAGGGCUCAAGAAAAACUUGAAUUCCAGCUUACCCUUCACAGAAGUGGCUCUCAAAUUUGCUUGCCCUGAGCAGGUCUUAGUUUACCUUUCUUUUAUUUAGUUGGCAGAUGACCUGCCUGGACCCUUGCCCACUGGGCAAGUGAGAAUGAAAAGUUUUAUACUUGCCCAGUGGGAAAAUCUGCUUGUCACAGACAACUGGACGGCUCUUUUUCAAGCCUUGAUUAUUAAGUUAGAAAGCUAAGACACUCAAGAAUCCUGACAGCUGCAAUUAAUGUUGAUCAGUGCAGCUAAGAACUCGCGCUCACCUCCAAGAAUAACGUCAUUCAACAACAUAUUUCAAACUUUUUUAUGUCAGUCACAAUUUAUGUACUCUGGCUAGCUCCUCACACUGCUUUUAGUCAUUUAUUUAUCCUUUGGAGAAUUCUUGUAAGUCAAUGAAUAGCUUGGUGUUUUGCUUUAACUUAGAACAAAGAAACGGUUUUUACCAUUAUGCCCCAUUCAGGCUUUGCUGUAACAGUGGCUCUAAAUGAUAGAUAUUAUUUUCAUAUGAAAUAUGAAAAAUAAAACAUUGACAACAGGCCUGAAA
Messenger RNA from Orbicella faveolata, 3163 nucleotides. RefSeq lists its product as uncharacterized. Lineage: Eukaryota; Metazoa; Cnidaria; Anthozoa; Scleractinia; Merulinidae. Gene Ontology annotation, biological process: regulation of apoptotic process. Gene Ontology annotation, molecular function: protein binding. The record is from RefSeq and is a predicted model, not a curated record.